Fusarium sp. VM40 is the source of this 564-nucleotide messenger RNA. Lineage: Eukaryota; Fungi; Ascomycota; Sordariomycetes; Hypocreales; Nectriaceae. The record is from the annotation of a GenBank genome assembly.
AUGGCGUCUUCACAUUCUAUAUCUGAGGCGUCAGAAACGGCAACGCACUAUCAAGUUCUCAACCUGACACCUACCCUCCUCGACACCCAACAUGACUCUGCACCCCUCAUAAAGCGUGCCUAUCACCGCGCUCUUCUUCGCAACCAUCCAGACAAAGUCGCAAACUUGGGUUCCUCAUCUAUUUUCUUCACAGUCGACCAAAUUACCAACGCCCUAAACGUCCUUUCCAGCCCUUCUUCUCGUGCAGCAUAUGACACUGCUCUGCGGGUCUCCCGCCCUACUGGAGCUGCUAGCCGGGAUGGCUCUUUUCAAACGGGCGUAGAAAGCGUCGACCUAGAUGAUUUGGCUUUCGACGAAGAUCAAGAAUGUUGGUAUCGUCCAUGUCGCUGCGGGAAUGGCCAUAGCUAUGAAUUUCGUGAGGCAGACUUGGAGGAAGUGAGCGAUGAGGGCGAGCUUGUGGUUGGCUGUCUCGACUGUAGCUUGUGGCUGCGGGUUCACUUUGCUGUAAUGGACGAGGACGAGGAAAUUCAGACUUCAGAUAACACUUCUAAAGAGACAAGUUGA